AUGGGAGACAAACUACAAUGGUCGAACGAGCAAGUAAAAUGUUUAUUAGAUACAUGUAUCGAAGAGGUCAACAGAAUUGGUAGAAAAGGAGGUAGCAUGCACAAGGAGUCUUGGGUUACGUUAGGGAAACCUCUAAAAGAAAAGUUUGACAUGGAUACUUCACAAAAACAAUUGAAAAAUGCUUUUGAUAAUCUAAAAGCUAAAUACGUAGGGUGGAAAUAUUUGAGAAACAAGACAGGGAAUUUAUACAAUGCUCAAACAAAUUCAUUUGCCUUAGUGAACACAGAAAGGGAAGAAUUCAAGAAGGGUUAUCCAAAGGCAGGAUCAUUGAGGACACACCCAUUGCCUUAUCCCAACCUUUGUGCAUCUUUGUUUGAUGGAAGUAGUGCCAGCGGUAGCAUCAAAUGGACCUCUACUCAAAUUACAGCCGCAGAUACAUCAUAUUCUUCUUAUCGUGUCCAAAGACUUCUGAUUGAUGACAACCCUUUAAAUGGCCUAGAAGAUGAUGAUGAUGAUGAUGACGCUUCCAAUGACACUAGUGCUUGA
This is a messenger RNA of Lactuca sativa (garden lettuce), 546 nucleotides long. RefSeq lists its product as uncharacterized. The record is from RefSeq and is a predicted model, not a curated record. Lineage: Eukaryota; Viridiplantae; Streptophyta; Magnoliopsida; Asterales; Asteraceae.